CCACCUCUCUCUCUGUUUUAUCAUUAUAUAAGUUGCAGAAGAAUUGGAAUUAGGAUUGGAUUCGGACAGCCUUGAGUCACGGUGGGGGGGCUGAUAUAUAGAUGCCUCUCUUCACGUAUGAACAUGUCGAGACUGGAGACGGACAACGAGAUUUUGCUGCUGAUUUCGAGGGCGUUAUGCUGUAGAUUAAGAAGAAGGUGAAGCUGAUCAAGAACAGAGGAUUAUUCUCGAAGAAGAUGCAGAGAACCCGACUCUGAACGGAUAUAGUUUUGCCGGCUUUUCGCGUUGCUUUGGAUGUUGAGAAAUCCGUCCGCUCUUUUUUUCAGCUCUGGUUUCAAGUAGGAAUGGGCACCAGAAGUCGCAGACAAGCUGUCCUCCCUAUUCUUUUGCUGAUCGUGAUCUUCGGAGUCGGCUGGAAAGUUAUUGCAGAGAACACAUUGUCAUCUCACGGUCGUGCACCAGGGAGACGUCUCCUUCAGGUUGACAAUGCUUCUGAUACCUCAAAGUACUCGGGUGACAACACCGAUAGAGUUGAUCCGCUUGACAAUUUCAAGAAAUAUAGAGGAGGAUAUAACCUCACCAACAAGCACUAUUGGAGUUCGACAAUAUUUACCGGAGUUUAUGGAUACACUAUCGCAAUGUUGUGGCUUCUGAUUGGAGUAGCAUUUGGGUUUUACACGCUUUUGGUCAGAUUACGUGGGAGUGCAGAAAAUUGCAGAGAACUUCAGAAGAGAUCACAGUGCCACAAGCUAUGCCCUUUGUGGCCUGUUCUAAUUGCCUUCGUCUACAUGGUCUUAGCAAUAGUGGCGGUCGGGUUAGUGCUUGGGGCCAAUGCUAAAUUCCAUUCAAGGGCGAAGACUGUAGUGAGCAUAAUCAUCGAUACAGCAGACGAUGCAUCAGAAAAGAUACACAACACCACAGGAGCGAUGAGGGACAUCAAGGACACUUUAGAAGUGUCUAACGGAAGUGCAUAUACCUCUAGCUUCCUCACGACCACGUCCGAGAAACUGGACUCUGAGGCUGCCGAUAUCCGAAGACAGGCUAGGAAGAACCGGCGAUUGAUCGACAAGGGCUUAGAGAUAGUGUACAUAGUAACCACAGUGACCAUAUGCUUGAACUUGGUCGCGGUUAUAGCUCUGUCAGUUUCUGGGUUUUUAAGACUACGGCGGCUGCUUUACUGGUUGAUUGCAUUAUGUUGGCUAUUGACAGUCCUCUGCUGGAUCUUCUUCGGGUUGUAUUUCUUCUUAAACAAGUUCUCGAGCGAUACAUGCACAGUUCUGGACGACUUCCAACAAGAUCCGAACAACAACAGCUUGAGCUCAAUCCUCCCCUGUGACGAACUGCUCUCGGCAAAGUCCAUUCUCUCGGAUGUCAGUGCAGGAAUCUACGACAUGGUCAACAAGGUGAAUGCAAACAUAUCAUAUCUUCAGGCGACAUCGUUCCCGAAUAUCAUGUACGUCUGCAACCCGUUCUCGCCACCACCCGAAUAUGAGUACCAGCCGGAUAAAUGCCCUGGCAACUCAAUUCGAAUAGGAGACAUCCCAAAGGUAUUGAAGAUUUUCACUUGUUCUGACCCCAAUGAUGGUAACUGCGCCGGCAGCCAGUACUUAUCCGCCAGCAAGUACAAGAUGGUCGAGGCCUACACGAGCUCAAUCCAGAGCCUGCUAGAUGCUUACCCGGGCAUGGAGAGCCUGAUUGAAUGCCAAUCGGUGAAAGACGCAUUCUCACAGAUCCUAACCAAACAUUGCGGGCCGCUAAAUAGGUACGCCCGGAUGGUCUGGGCAUCCCUUGCGUUCCUUUCGGUGAUCAUGAUGUUCUUGGUUCUGAUAUGGACCGCAAAGGCGAUCCAGGAUGAGGAACAUCGACAUCCCAACGGUUCGGUGAAGCCUCACUCCACAGCACCGGAUCCGCAGGAACCUGUGAAAACUAAAGAAUUCCAGGACAAUGUCGAAUAUGGCUCUGUCUAGGGAAUGUUUGGAAUUCGUAGUUCGAUUUUUCGGGCAGGAAAUGUCGGAAUGGAAACGCGCAAGCGAAUUCCGAGAACCCGGGUUAUAGGAUUAAGCAUGUCAACUGUAUAGAGAGAUAGAGAGAGAGAGAUCCGAGACUGUUACACAGCUUCGAGGUGAACAGUCGCUGGUAUCUCCCCAGGAAAGAAGCAUGAGCAAAGACUUGAAUUCUUUUAGAUAGGGAAAUAUGAUCUUUUUUUCUUUGUUUUUCUUUAAAGAAAAUAUAGGGAAAAUGUCGAUCAGGGGAUUCAACCCCGCCAUAGAAUUCAAAUGUAAUUUUACAUUUUAUAAGCAAUUGGAAA
Syzygium oleosum is the source of this 2308-nucleotide messenger RNA. RefSeq lists its product as uncharacterized. The record is from RefSeq and is a predicted model, not a curated record. The coding region runs from base 345 to 1967 and encodes 540 amino acids. Gene Ontology annotation, cellular component: membrane. The transcript has 11 exons. Lineage: Eukaryota; Viridiplantae; Streptophyta; Magnoliopsida; Myrtales; Myrtaceae.